AGUCUUCGUGUGGACUCCAGCUUCCAGGAUGCGCCUCGUAGCGUUUUCGAGGCGACAGGAGACUAUCGCUUCCUCUCUCCCGGCCUUUGUGAGCCGGACUGGAGGGUGGAAGGAGUUGUGGUGGCGGCGGCGGGGCAGGAGGAGGGAAUGAGCGAGGAGGAGGCGGAGGAGCCUUGCGGGAGCGCGAGGAGCUGCGGCAGCUUCCCCAGUAUAGAGCAAAUGCUGGCGUCCAAUCCUGGCAAGACCCCUAUCAGCCUGCUACAAGAGUAUGGGACACGCAUAGGCAAAACACCUGUCUAUGACCUACUGAAAGCUGAAGGACAAGCACAUCAGCCCAACUUUACCUUUCGUGUCACAGUUGGUGACAUCAGCUGCACCGGCCAAGGACCCAGCAAAAAAGCUGCCAAACAUAAGGCAGCAGAAGUGGCACUCAGGCUUCUGAAGGGAGGAAACAUGUUUGAGCAGGCACCGUUGGAUGAAGCCAGCUCUCCUUUCUCUCUAGAGCCCUUGGCUCCGACCGCUGCUCCAGUCGCUGUGCCUGUACCCAUCCUCCCAGCAGCCUCUCCAAGAAGUUCCUCGAUGGACCUAAAAUCCCCAGUAUCCCCACAGCAAUGUGAGUGCAAUCCAGUUGGGGCCUUACAGGAGCUGGUGGUGCAGAAGGGCUGGCGACUCCCAGAAUACACAGUCACUCAGGAAUCUGGGCCAGCACACCGCAAGGAGUUCACCAUGACCUGUCGCGUUGAAAGGUUUAUUGAAAUAGGGAGUGGCACGUCCAAAAAACUAGCCAAACGCAACGCUGCAGCGAAGAUGCUGGUACGGAUCCAUAACGUUCCUCUGGAUCCACGAGAAGGCGGCGAGGCUGAAAUAGAGGAGGACCAGUUUUUUAUUAUUGCAGGAACCAAACUGGAUGGGAUGAAGGGUCGGGGAUCUGGUUGUACGUGGGAUUCUCUGCGCAACUCAGUGGGAGAAAAGAUUCUUCAUCUGAAAAGCCACCCAUUGGGAGUCCUCAAUACUGGGUUCUGUAGCCUCUUGGAGGAGCUCUCUGAAGAGCAGAGUUUUGAUAUCAGCUACCUCGAUAUUGAUGAGAUGAGCUUAAGCGGCCUCUACCAGUGCCUGGUGGAGCUCUCUACACAGCCAGCCACCGUAUGCCAUGGCUCAGCCGCUUCCCGCCAUGCUGCCCGUGCUGAUGCUGCCCGCAAUGCCCUUCAGUACCUCAAAAUCAUGGCUGGGGGCAAGUGAGACACCAUGUGACUGACGAUGCUGGGGAUAAACUGAGGAGGCCACUUUGUUUUCCUCUCACGAAUUGGCGUGGCAGGGAGAUUUGAUGGGGCUGCAAGAAGGGAGGUGGGUUGGAACAGGUUGGCUGAACUGGAAGACUUGGAAGAUGUUGGCUGAACUUGCAGUGAUUAUGAGGUUUACGGAGCCUUGUUUCCUGAGAUGUAAGGACAACCGAUGUGGAGGCUACGGUACUCCCGCCUCUUUGGCUCACUUGGGGUCACCCUGGUUGUUCUCCGGGGAUAAGCACUGACUGAUUCUAUCAUGUUUGGGAGUUGCAAUAAA
Molecule: messenger RNA, 1560 nt
Organism: Python bivittatus (Burmese python)
Lineage: Eukaryota; Metazoa; Chordata; Lepidosauria; Squamata; Pythonidae
Gene: TARBP2
Product: TARBP2 subunit of RISC loading complex
Biological process (GO): siRNA processing; regulation of siRNA processing; regulation of viral transcription
Cellular component (GO): cytoplasm; RISC-loading complex; RISC complex
Molecular function (GO): double-stranded RNA binding; siRNA binding; pre-miRNA binding
Source: RefSeq, a predicted model, not a curated record